Molecule: messenger RNA, 1770 nt
Organism: Truncatella angustata
Lineage: Eukaryota; Fungi; Ascomycota; Sordariomycetes; Amphisphaeriales; Sporocadaceae
Product: WD40-repeat-containing domain protein
Exons: 2
Coding region: 1-1770 (589 amino acids)
Cellular component (GO): small-subunit processome
Molecular function (GO): snoRNA binding; protein binding
Source: RefSeq, a predicted model, not a curated record
AUGUCGUCUUUCUUUACAGUCCCCGGUCAGAAGAAGCGCAAGGGACCACCUACCACUACCGAUGGCCCUAGAAAACGACCUGCACGAGACUCAAAGCCCUCCGCCAAACCACCUCCUCGGGGAGCACCCCAGAAGCAAAAACCGCUCCGAGACGACGAGAGCAUCUCCGGCAGCGACGAAUCCGAGGAUGACCGCGUCAUAGCUGGCGCGGAAGAACUGGACGAGUCCAGCGGGUCCGACUCGGAGAAAGAGGGCGAGACCGCAGCCGAGAAGCGAUUGCGUCUGGCAGAGCGCUACCUUGACAAGCUUCGCAGAGAGGAACAAGAGAGCAAUGCAGUCGGCUUCAAUGCCGAAGAUGUCGACAGAGACAUCCUGGCAGAUCGCCUCCGGGAAGACGUCGCCACUCUCAAGGGAAAAGUCUACCGCAAAGUCGCAGAUGAGCUUGAUCACUAUGACGCCACCCACUCCCUGUUCCGCGCCGAUACCUUGACGAGCACCGCAAUCGCAACCUGCGCCCCUUUUUGCUACACUGUGUCCAAGGACCGCACCUUGAUCAAGUGGAGGGUUCAAGACCUGCCAAAAGACCAAUACAAAUCAAAGAAGGGAAAGAAGCCACCACCAAAAAAGCGCCCCGAGAAGGUUGCCAUACUCAAGCCAUACAACAAAGCGAAGAAGGACAAGGCCUGGCAAGGUCACAUCGCCGGAGAGAUCCAAUGUAUAGCCGCUUCACAAGACGGCAAGUUUGUCGUCACCGGCGGGACCGAUCGUCGUUUAUGCAUCUACGAUGCGACCACCCUGAAACCCAUAAAGGCUUGGACAUUGCACCGGGAUGCCGUCUUGGCCCUGGCCUUCAGGAGAAAUUCAAAUCAGCUCUACAGCGCCAGCAAGGACCGCACAAUCAAGGUCUGGUCCCUGGACGACAUGGCAUAUAUCGAGACUCUCUUUGGACAUGCUGACCAGAUCGUCGAUAUUGACGCCUUGGCUCAAGAGAGAUGCGUUUCAGUGGGAGCCCGUGACCGUACAGCCAGACUAUGGAAGGUUGUCGAGGAGACACAGCUGGUCUUUCGUGGCGGCGGCAGCGUCGACAAGAAGCGACUGCCCAACGUCGACCCCCGUUCCAUUGCUGUCGAAGGAAGCAUGGAUCGCGUGAGUAUGCUAGACGAGGAGCUUUUUGUAACGGGUUCUGAUAACGGAAGCAUUGCGCUUUGGAGUUUGCAAAAGAAGAAGCCUUUAUUCAUAAUGCCUCAGGCUCAUGGCCUAGAAAUAGCCAUGAAACCCGAAGAGGCUUCUGCUGAGGUUCACCCAGACCCCAAACUUGUGCCGCCGCCUCAACCGAGAUGGAUCACGGCUCUACGCACUCUGCCAUAUUCAGAUGUAAUCUUGAGCGGGUCAUGGGACGGUACCAUCAAGAUGUGGAAACUGAGCGAUGACAAGAGGUCGAUCCUCCCGGUCGGAUCCUUGUGCGAACCUAAUCCCAGGAGCUCACCGGAGUUCAAUGGCGUGUCCGAGGACUCGGACGAUCAGAAGACAAACGGUGCACUGACAGGGAACGAGCCAUGGAUGAUCAAGGGAGUAAUCAACGACAUAUCCAUAUUCGAGCGAGGAGAACGCGGCAAGGAUGGCCUCUGUGUCGUCGUUGCCGUGGGCAAGGAGCACAGGUUAGGAAAGUGGAAGAAGGUGAAGGGGGCCAAGAAUGGGGCUGUGGUGUUUGAGAUUCCGAGGAUACAGAAGCAGGCUUUGACGAACGGCAAUUCUCACGGCUCGGAAUGA